Scaptodrosophila lebanonensis is the source of this 3719-nucleotide messenger RNA. RefSeq names its product syndetin (gene Vps50). Gene Ontology annotation, biological process: endocytic recycling; retrograde transport, endosome to Golgi. The record is from RefSeq and is a predicted model, not a curated record. The transcript is spliced from 9 exons. Gene Ontology annotation, cellular component: EARP complex. NCBI's taxonomy places the organism in Eukaryota, Metazoa, Arthropoda, Insecta, Diptera, Drosophilidae. Gene Ontology annotation, molecular function: SNARE binding. The coding region runs from base 94 to 3012 and encodes 972 amino acids.
AUCAUUGUGCCAGCAGCAAUAGCAGAGGGAGUGAACAAUAUCUCGAAGUGUAUUUUCUUACACAUUACUUCGAAUAACGUUCAUGGCCUUAAAAUGCAGAACUCCAAGGCCAAAAUGGACGAGUUCAAAACAAAAUUUAUGGACCUGCUGCACAAACAGACGAACCGACAAAUGAAAAUUCCAGCUAUGGGAUUUUCCGACUAUUUCAUACAAACUGUCACAGCCGAUACCUUAUCUGCUACAGCCGUAGCCGCAACUGCCACAGCGCCAUCAACAGUCAUUAAUGAUAGCGAUGACCCAACUGCAGGAGACCCAGGAUCAGCGCAUGCACAAAAAUCCGACCAGGAAAUAUUGGAAAGCAUUGAGCCAUGUUACUAUAUGUCUGAUAGAAAUCCCCAGCUGUACGAACUGAAGAAGGUGCUUAGUGCUGGCGUCGACUACGAACUUAUCGAAAGGACUAUAUCACAGUUACGCACACAGCAGAAAGUUCUGAACAAACAGGUGCUGCAAAAUAUACUGGAGCAACGGAAUGCAUGUAGCAACGAGUUCGUUGCCAUCAAUGACACACAAAAGAAAUUGGAGGAGUCACUGUGGACCUGCCAAAAAGCGCGCUCCUAUCUAAAUUACGCGCGCACGAAUCUGACAACGACCAGCCUUGAAAUUCUCGCAUCCUAUCGCAAGCGAGAAGUGCUCAAGGAUGUGCUCGACACGCUGUGCGCCAUCAAGAAGCUGCACACCACGGAUGUCGAGGUACAGAAGCUGCUUGUGGAGCACAACUAUUCUGGCGCCAUCGCGCUGCUACUUCAGUGCAAGAGCUCGGCCGAGGAGUUCCUGGAGUACACAUGUGUUCAGUCGCUGCACAAAAAGCUGCAGGAAACCAUGAUGCUCAUGGAGUUUCAGCUGGACACGGUCCUCAACGAAAUGGUGUUGAAUUUUGACAUGCGCAAGUAUGCCAAGCUGCAGGAGUCCUACAAGCUGCUUAACAAGUCGCUUAUCGCCAUGGAUCAGCUUCACAUCAACUACAUUUCGGCCAUACACUCCUCGGUGAAUGCCGUACUUCGUGGCUACAACGAUCCGCAUGCGGAUGAGCAUGUCAAGUUGCUGUACGAACAGAUGUGCUGUCAGCUGACCGCGGACAAGAGCAUUCCUUGUUUGAUUAGCUUAUGUAAGACAUUCUGGACCAUACUGGCAUCGUACUAUCAGGUUGUAAUGUGGCACAACAACUACAAAUUAUAUCCAAGCGAAGCCGAGUCCCCUGACUUGUACAUACAGGAAAAGCUGAAAAAGGGCCAGUCGCGUAUAUGGAACGAUAUACUGACGAAAGUCUGCAUCUUCUUGCAGAGUGCUCACCUGAUGACGCUCAAGUAUGACCAGUUCAUACAGGUGCUGUCAAUUGUUCAACGCCUGAAAAAGGUGGGCAUUGAGUUCUGCGGAGAGCAGUCGGAGAAACUAAUCGAGACUAUGCAGCAGGAGAGCGAAGAGUUCUUUCGACGCUAUCACAUCUCAUGCGUAGAGGAAAUUUGUCUUUUUCUGGACAACGAAUCCUGGACUGCUGUCGAUUCGUUUGCACACAUUUUGCAGCUACCGGAGUUCCGUUCAGUGCGCCACACGUUGCGUCGCCACAAGUCGCCGCCAGUGGCACUGCUCGCAUCGUCCAGCUCGGCAAACAACUCGCCGAUUAGUAACAAUAACUGCGACGAACUGGUCUCUGUGCACUCACAGGAAGGUGGCAGCUCUAUCUAUGGUUCCUAUGGUUACUUUUUGCGUUUCUCCGAGAAGAGUUCGCCCUUUGAUGGCGGCUUGGAUCCGGCCAUGCUCGAAGAGGACAUUCUAUCUGGCAUUGUUGACGAAGCAUCAUGCUACUUUAGUGAGGAGAGCGACGAAGAACAAAAGAGUCUGCAGAGCAAGGAAUUUGACGACUCCAGCCAACUGCUGGUGAACAACACGGCCCUCAAUGUCCUCCGCUGCAUUGGCCGCUAUUUGCAAAUGUGCAAACUGCUGCACUGCAUCUCGCCCAAGAUAAUCGCGUCCAUGUUGGAGCUGCUCGACUUCUACGCCUAUGCCGUGCACGAUAUUUUUGCGAAGGAUGCUAUUGUGCCCAUUGGCAGCUUAUACACGCCCCGUUUGGAGCAGCGAUUUCGUGCCGUAGAGAAAAAUGUUUUAAAACAAAUCAAGAUGUGGCCCCUCAACUUUUCAUCGCUGGCCAACAAUGAGCUGGCUAAUCCGGACACCCUGUACGGCUUGCAACAGCGCAUUGUUGCCGUGGAGGCCGGCCAAAGCAUGCUUCAGCAGUUUCAGACGUUGAAGCACUAUUUAAAUCAUUUGCUGCCAACGAACGAGCGUCCAAUGCUGGCCAGCUAUCUCGAAUACGAAGAUUUCAUGGCGGAUGUGGCCAAACCCGUUUACAUAUGCGUCACUUCGCACAUAAUCGAUUUGUCAGCAGUGCUCGCUCAGAUGGCUAAGGUCAAAUGGGAUGUGAAUCAUGUGAUACAUCAGCACAGCAGCUACAGUGAUGUUAUGAAUCGCAAUAUACAGAAUUUUGCCAUGCGCCUAGAGGAAAUAGCCAAAGAGGUGCCCAUACCCAACACACACGUCUGGAACUCGAUGGCCCAUGUAGCUACGCAUUUGCUUGUUGAGGGCUUCUCCAAUGUGAAAAAAUGUUCGGCCGGCGGACGGGCGCUCAUGCAAUUGGAUUUUGCGAACUUCAUGUCAUUCCUAGAACUAAUAUCCAACCAGAAGUUUCCACAAUAUGGCGCCUAUGUGGAUGUCUUUGUCAAAACCUAUUAUUUCUCCGCCGAGCAGUUCGAGCAAUGGAUCAAGGAACAGCGCCAUGGCGAACUGUAUUCUGUUAAGCAAUUAACGAAUCUCAUAAACUGCAUCUGUGGUAGUGACAAGCGCACAAAGCAGAAGCUCUUACAGCUAUUAGACGACUGCAAUAAUGCAAUGCAACACGGUCCCACAUCAGCUCACAACACCGGAUCGUCCACCUCGAAUCUGAGCAACGUCAUUUAGGCAUGCACCACACGGUCCCUGACCUUCUCCCGCCCCCCAGGCUUACGAAAUAACCUCCCCACAUAGUUUCCAUCCCAUACGAACCCACGACAGGAGCUCCUACCCAACACAAUUUAUAAAACCAACUAAUGUUAUGUAUGUUAAUUAAUUGUAUCUUUUAUGUUUUGGUCUAACCCGCACGGGUUUCAAUUGUUUUUAGCUAAAUCUUUUAACAUUCUGUAUAGAACAUUCCGUUUAGUGCAAUUUUAUUUGAUUAUAUCGAUUGGUUUUUAUUUAUUUUUACUUAUGCAUAUUUAUGUAAUUGAUUACUUAAGGAUCUCCACGUAUGUACUUCAAUUCGAAUUCCUUUACAAUUCCGAAUCUCUAUCUAAAUUUGAUUCUCUGUCUCUCUCUCUCUCUCUAUAUAUAUACAUAUAUCUCUCUCCCAUUUUGGCGUUUGGACAGCGCCUUUCUCGCUCUUUUUUACAAUAAGCGAUAUUCUUUGCACUUGUUUUUUGUAUUCAAUUUUAACAACUUCAGUACCUAGAAAAGCUAGAUGUGUAUAUAAACGAGUAUAUAUAAUAUAUAUAAACCUAUAUAUUAACUGAUAAACGAAAAGUAUUUAUUUUAAUAAUUACGUGUAAUAUUUAUUUGCAACAGGAAACGGACAAAUAAUGUUAGUAACUAAAAGUAAUAAAGCAAACAUAUGACACAUACACAUAUACUCU